This is a messenger RNA of Helianthus annuus (common sunflower), 1274 nucleotides long. Its product is annotated as probable 2-oxoglutarate-dependent dioxygenase AOP1. The record is from RefSeq and is a predicted model, not a curated record. Gene Ontology annotation, molecular function: dioxygenase activity. The transcript is spliced from 3 exons. Lineage: Eukaryota; Viridiplantae; Streptophyta; Magnoliopsida; Asterales; Asteraceae. Bases 1 to 939 code for a protein of 312 amino acids.
AUGGGUUCCUUAACACAGCCCAAACUUCCAGUUAUUGAUUUAUCCUCAGAAAGUUUAAACUUGAAUUCAAGUUCUUGGGUUACAAAGUGCGAAGAAGUUAGAAGCGCACUUGAAGAAUACGGGUGUUUCAUAGCUUUGUAUGAUGGGGUGUCUCGUGAACUUCGUGAUGCAACUUUCCUUUUAUCAAAAGAAUUAUUCAAUCUUCCUACCGAAAUUAAAGCUUUAAACAUCACAGAAACACCAUAUCAUGGCUAUAUUGGGCAAGAAGCCCUGGUUCCUCUUUAUGAAACAUUAGGCAUUGAAGAUGUAACUACGACACAAGGAGCUGACAGUUUCACAAAACUCAUGUGGCCAUCAGGAAAUCAAAGUUUCUCCGAAAGUGUGGUGAUGUACUCCAAGGCAGUAGCAGAACUAGACCAUCUAGUGCUGAAAAUGGUAGCAGAAAGUUAUGGAAUAGAAGAACCAUACGAAUCGAUGCGUGGGUCAACCGCUUAUGUUCUUAAACCCACGAAAUACCUACGCCCUCAAAGCAAUGAGAAAUUGUUGGGAGUUCUUCCACACACUGAUAAAAGCUUCAUGACUUAUCUUCAACAAGAUGAAGUAAACGGUCUCGAGAUAAAGGCGAAAGAUGGGGAGUGGAUUGAAGUUGAUUAUCCACUAUCAUCUUUUGUAGUCAUGGCAGGAGAUGCUUUCAUGGCAUGGACAAACGGAAGAAUUGAAGCGCCAACUCACAGGGUGAUGGUGACGGGGGACAAAGAGAGAUAUGUAAUGGGGCUAUUUACAUCCAUCAGGGAUCACAUCAUACAGGUACCUCAACAACUCGUCGAUGAAGAACACCCGCUGCAGUUUCGUGCAUUUGAUAAUUACAAGUAUAUGCAUUUCUAUUACACUGAAGGGAUUUACUCACAGUGUCCCAUCAAAACCUACUGUGGAAUUUGAAGCACCAAUUACUAAAAAAUAGGAGUUCGUUUUGGAGUCGAUAAUAUAUUGAGAACUAUAAAACCAUAUACACUACGUACAAGUGCAUUAUGUGGUUCUCGAGGUUCUCAACAUAUUAUUGGUUCCGAAACGGGCUUGCCCCUGUGUAUAGUGUAUUGUUCAAAUCCAAGGUGCCCCAUCAAAACCUAUUGUGGAUUUUGAAGCACCAUCGUUUGGUCAUAUCUAUGUAUGCGUGUUGUUUCUUGUUUCCCUUUGUUGAAGUAUUAAUCACUGUACGAAUGCAUAAAAUUUGUGUAGUUCAAAAGUUAUAUGUAUUGUUAAAAUUCAGCAGAUAA